Molecule: messenger RNA, 8076 nt
Organism: Papaver somniferum (opium poppy)
Lineage: Eukaryota; Viridiplantae; Streptophyta; Magnoliopsida; Ranunculales; Papaveraceae
Product: histone-lysine N-methyltransferase ATXR3-like
Exons: 18
Coding region: 516-7751 (2411 amino acids)
Molecular function (GO): protein binding
Source: RefSeq, a predicted model, not a curated record
GAAGGAGGUUGAAAAAGAAAAAAACGGAAGUUUUCGUUUCUUCUCAUCAGCGCGAGAAAGAGAGAGCGAAAACUAGAGAUUUGAGAGCUCGAAUUUCACAGUCAUUUAAUGGUGUUUCUCGAUCUGUAAACAAACUCUUAUUUCUUUUUGCUAUCUUUUUAAUUUAUUGAGUCGUAUUUCCUUAUCAACCCUAUUGUUUGGAUCCAUCGUCGGAGGUGCUACCCCUUUAGUUGUAUAUUUACGUUGUGAGUUUUUCUUGGUUUGGUGUUGAUCUCUUUUCGGUUAUUGUUGACAUUGGAUUCGAAACUUAGGGUUUUAAUUUCGAUAGUUAAUUUAUACGUGUGAUUUCGGCUGAAGUUGUUCUCUUUGUUUUCUGAAACCCUACAUUGGUUUUGAUUCGUGGUAAUUAGGGUUCGGGGUUUGGAGAUUGGCUUAUUUAUAAAAUUCAAGUAUGAGCAUCGAUAGCCCCAGGGAAGGGGAAAAUUAGGGUUAAUUCGUGAAGUGUUUGAAUUUCCAUGGGCGAUGGCGGAGUAGCAUGCGUGCCUUCACAGCAUGUAAUGGAAAGAUUCCCAAAUUCAGAUACGUACUGCAGAGGUAAUGGUGGGUUUAAUUCUAAAUCACGUACAUUUCCAGAGUCAUCACAAGCUCAAAGAAAGCAGCAGCAGCAGAAUGAGAAGAAAGUAGAAGUAGAGAAAGAGGAAUUUGGUGGCUCAGAAAGUGGUGGAACAACGACAGGUGAGUUUGAUUCGGGUAAAGGUGAGCAUGAGAAGGGGGAGAUUGUUUCGGAGAUUUCAGCACAGCAAGAAGAUGAAAUAGAAGAAGGUGAAUUGCAAAUAGAGAACGGUGAAUUUAUUCCUGAAAGAGAGAGGAAGAAAGAAGUAGUAGAGAAAGGGGAGUUUGUUAUUCAACAAGCGAAAUGGAGAAGAGGAGAUUUAGAGAGGGCGGAGUUCAUUUCAGACAGUUUUCGAAGAGUUGGUGGGGAAGCGGAGAGGAGAAAAUUUGGCAUGAGUAUUCAGAGGGACGGAUUUGAUAAGGGGGGAGAAUAUGAUAGGGAUAAGUGGAGAAGAGGAGGGGAAUUUGAGAAGGGCGAAUACAUUCCUCCUAAUAAAUGGAGAAAACCUGAAUAUGAAUUUAGUCCAGGUAAAGGGAGAAGAUGGGAAGCUGACAAUAAGAAAGGAUGGAAAUUUGAUAAUGAACGAACUCCACCGUCGAUGAAGUAUUCAGCAGAAUAUAGCAGAAAUGAGAAUGAGUGGAGAAAUAGGUCCAACAGGUGGGACCCAAGUCAUGACAGAGAUUUAAAAUUUGGUUCGAGAAUUACAGAUGAUGAACUGGGUCCUUAUAAGCAUUCAGAGAGUGAUGGGAAGAAUCAUGGUAAAGACUACUCUUCAGGAAGUUGGAUGAAAAGACAUGGCACUGAGUCCGAGAGCAGCAACCGCAGAUACAAUGAUGAUUUCGUUGAUUAUCCAAAUUCCAAGAGCCGGAGGAUUUCUGAUGACAAUAACAGAUAUUUCGACAAUCGCUAUUCACACCAUCCUAUGGACAGGUCUUCUAGAAACUCAUCAGCGUCCUCUCGGAUUUCUUCCACAAACAGGAGUUUGGCUAGGUACAAUGACUCUUCUUCAGCUUUCAGAGGCACAUAUGACAGACGUGGCAGAAGUCCAGAAUAUUUUGAGCGUGGUAAAUAUGAUCGGACCAGGCACUAUGAUUACCGAGAUCAAAGCCCACCCUACUCUGAACGAUCUCCUCAUGAUCGAGGCCGUUACUAUGAUCACAGGAGUCGAAGUCCACCACGAUUGGACAGGUCCCCAUAUGACCGAUCCCGCCAAUAUGAUCGCAGGAGCCGAAGUCCCUCGCGCAUUGAUAGGUCCCCCCAAAUUCGAGGCCGGCAUAUUGAUCAAAGGGAUCGUACUCCAGGUUACACAGAAAAGUCCCCACUUGAACGUGGGAGGGGCUAUGGCGACCAGGAAACUAGUCGAAAGAGUGGAGGAAACGAGAGGCAGAAUCUUCAAGAUGGGACCCAAUCACAUGAAGACAAGCUCGCCUGGAGUGACUCGGCUGGGAAGGAAUCAUCUUAUAAGCCAUCCUCUACUAUACAACCUAGUGAUAGUGAAGAUAGUGAAAGUUGUUUGGCUAAGAAAAACACCAAGGAUCUGUCGCAAGAGGAAGACCCAAAAAAAUUAUCCGUUGAUUCCACUGAAAAGUCUAGUCAGGUGGAUGAAGCUCCUGAAGGGCCGCUGUCUAUGGAAGAGGAUAUGGAUAUAUGUGACACGCCUCCGCAUGUAACAGUAAUUACUGAUUCAACUUUCGGAUCAUGGUUUUAUAUUGAUCAUUUUGGUGUCGAGCAAGGUCCAUCUAGAUUGUCCGACCUUAAGAGGCUCGUGGAAGAGGGAGCGCUCCAAUCAGACCAUUUGGUAAAGCACUCCGAGAGUAACUGGUGGGUAACUGUUGAAAAGGCUGCCUCCCCUGUGGUGAACAUGAACUUUCCAUCUAUUGUUUCAGACACUGUUACUCAGAUGGUGUGCCCGCCUGAGGCUCCUGGAAAUCUGUUAUUAGAUGUUGGGGAUGUGGACCAACCCAUUAGACAGCUUGACCAAGAGUUAUCUGUUGUUUCGCCUCAGCCGCUGUCCCAUCUUGACGAGCCUCUUGAGGAUCUCCACAUCGAUGAAAGGGUUGCAACUCUCUUAACGGGUUAUUCACCAGUUCCCGGAAAGGAACUGGAGACUCUUGAAGAAGCCCUGCAGGUGACUUUUGAGCAUAGUUUCUGGGAGAAGUGGGGAAAUUUUGAAGGUUCCAGAAUAUCUCAACCCACCAAGGAUCCACAUGGUCAAAGAAGAGAUGAAGAACUCAGUAAACCAUAUGGAAUCACAUCGAAAGAUACUGGAGAAACAAGGUCAUCCAUACAUCCCAUUAAAGAAAAUGCCAUUGCCAUUGAGGACGCUAGUGACUGGUUUGCUGGUCGAUGGUUAUGCAAGGGUGGUGAUUGGAGAAGAAAAGAGGAAUUAUGCAAGGGUGGUGAUUGGAGAAAGAAAGAUGAACUUACUCAAGAAAAAUCUUCAAAAAAGAAAUUUGUCCUCAACGAUGGUUACCCGCUUUGCCAGAUGCCGAAAUCUGGGUAUGAUGACCCUCGGUGGCACAGGGAAGAUGAAUACUGUUACCGAAGCGAAAGGUUUGACCUGCCUUCCUGGGCUUUCUCCUUGCAAGAUGAGAAGAGUGACUCCAGCACAUCAACCAAAGUAAGUCAAAUGAAACAGCCUGUUGUUCCAAGAGGAAUUAAAGGAACGAUGUUACCAGUGGUUAGGAUAAAUGCAUGUGUGGUCAAGAACCAUGUUUCACCUGUCUUUGAGCCCCGUGCAACAGCUAGAGGAUAUGAACGUCAUUCCAGAUCUGUUCGAUCCUCCUCAGCAAUGAUCAAUGGCAGGAGUUCGUUUGAAGAACUGUCUUCUCGGUCCAGAAGGACCCAUGAACAAGACUCGGAAAAACAAAUAGAACCUAUUAGCAUCCCAAAAGACCAUGUUUGCACGGCGGAUGAGUUACAAUUGCUGUUGGGUGAUUGGUUUUACCUUGAUGGUGCUGGCCAUGAACACGGGCCCUUGUCCUUUCUGGAGCUGCAAGGUUUAGUUGACAAAGGGACUAUCCAGAAGCAUACAAGUGUUUUCAGGAAGUUUGAUCAGAUUUGGGUUCCAGUUAACUCUGUGGCAGCAGCUUCUACCCCAGCCGUCGAUUCUUCUGCUGUUCCUGUUUCUGGAUCAGAUGUUGAGAUGCAUCAUGGGUCAAACAUUGUUCCCAGUUCUUUCCACAGCUUGCAUCCACAAUUCAUUGGCUACACUCGAGGAAAACUGCAUGAAUUGGUGAUGAAAUCUUACAAGAGUAGGGAUUUUGCUAUAGCUAUCAAUGAGGUGCUGGAUCCAUGGAUAAAUGCGAAGCAACCGAAAAAGGACCUGGAGAAACACCCAUUUGCUUCGUCCUUGCUGAAAACUUCACUAUCUCAUGAUAUGCAGAAGCUGCGAAGUUCAGAGGAUGAUCACGUGCAUGCUGGUAAAAGAGCUCGGCUGCUGUUUGAUGAUAGUGAAGAAGACUUCGAUUCAGAAGACUUAAAGGCAAUUCAGAAGGAUGAGUUCUGCUUUGAGGACUUCCUUGGCGAUGCUACCAUGACCCAAGAAGAUGAUAGAACUUCUGAAGUUGAGAAGGAGGGUUGGGGUUUGUUAAGUGGCCGUAUUCUAAUGCAAAUUUUCCACUCUUUAAGAGCUGAUAUGAAGUCUCUUGCUUUCUCUGCUGCUACAUGCAAGCACUGGAAUUCGGCAGUCAAAUUUUAUAAAGGUGUUUCCAGACAAGUGGAUUUAUCAGCUGCAGGCCCCAACUGCUCUGAUGCAAUGUUUCUUGAGAUCAUGAAUAGUUAUAACAAGGGAAAUGUAGCAUCAGUUGUGUUAGUAGGCUGUACGGGUAUUAGUGCCAGCGCUCUUGAAGAAAUCCUCCGUUCGUUCCCAUGUUUAUCUUAUGUAGAUAUCAGAGGUUGCAACCAAUUUGCAGAGUUGAGCUACAAGUAUCAAAAUCGAAAGUGGAGAAAGACCCGCGGCCUGUGUGGCUCUAAAACUUUCGACAGUUCCAGAUCUAGGAUUAAGAGCCUGAAACAAAUCACUGAGAAGAGCCCCUCUCUUUCCAAGGCGCUCAAGGGCCCGAAUAGUAGCUUGGUCGAAUCUUCUAUAGAGUCUCGUCAUGACUCUGCUUUUGAUAGAAAAGAUUCGCAAAGUCAAUCUUUUAGGCAAAGCUUUUAUAGACGGAAAAAACUUCUUGAUGCAAGGAAGUCCUCAUCCGUAUUGGCAAGGGAAGCUCGUAUGAGGCGAUUACUGAGCAGAAAUUCCGAGAACGGGUAUAAGAAAAUGGAAGAGUUUUUGACUUUCAGUUUGAAGGAUAUCAUGAAGGAGAAUACUUUUGAUUUCUUUUUACCUAAGGUUGCUGAAAUUGAAGAUAGAAUGAAAAACGGUCAUUACAUUAGUCAUGGAUUAAAAUCUGUCAAGGAUGAUAUUGGGCGAAUGGUCAGGGAUGCCAUCAAGGCGAAAAAUCGGGGUGAUACUGGAGAUAUGGAGAACAUCAUUAAGCUAUUUAUGCGUCUCCUCACAAAUUUGGAAGAGAAUUCCAAGUCAACUCGCGAAAGAGAUGAACGGAUGAAACUGUUAAAAGACACUUCAGGGAUGGGUAAAACGAAACACUCUAAAUUGAUGAAUGAAAGAAAAUGCAUGACACGGAGUAAUGGUACAGCGCAUGCAAAUGAUUCUGCAAAUUAUGAUGAAUAUGCUUCUGACAGGGAACUCAGAAGACGUUUGUCCAAAAUCAAUAGGAAAACUUUAGACUCUGGAAGUGACACUUCCGAUGACCGGUCGUCUGUAGAUGCCAGGAGUGAUAAUGAGAGUACCAACUCCGAUACUGAAACAGAUUUGGAUAUCCAUCCAGAAGGCGGAAGUGGAGGUUUAAGGGAAAAUGGUUACUUCCCUGCAGACGAAGCCCUAGAUUCUAUGGCAGAAGACCGUGAAUGGGGUAAUCGUAUGACAAAAGAAGGCCUCGUGCCUCCUGUUACUAGGAAGUAUGAAGUCAUUGAUCGGUAUGUUAUUGUAGCAGAUGAAGAGGAAGUACGACGGAAGAUGCUUGUUACCUUACCUGAUGAUUAUUCUGAGAAGCUCAAAGUACAAAAAGAUGGCAUUGACGAGUCAGAUAUGGAGAUUCCCGAAGUGAAGGACUACAAACCAAGAAAACAGGUUGGAGAUGAAGUCCUAGAACAAGAGGUUUAUGGUAUAGAUCCUUACACUCAUAAUCUUCUUCUUGACUCCAUGCCUGAAGAAUUGAACUGGUCAUUACAAGAGAGGCAUUUGUUUAUCGAAGAUGUGCUUCUGCGUACCUUGAAUACACAAGUCAGGCGCUUUACUGGUGUUGGGAAUGCCCCAAUGGUUUACAACUUGAGGCCUGUCGUUGAAGAGAUUGAAAAAUUUGCCCAGAAAGGUGGCGAUAUACGCUCCAUGAGAAUGUGUCAUGGAAUUCUAAAGGCAAUGCAUAGUCGUCCUGAUGAUAAUUAUGUCGCCUACAGAAAGGGGCUUGGUGUUGUUUGUAACAAACAAGGUGGCUUUGGUGAAGACGAUUUUGUCGUUGAAUUCUUGGGAGAGGUGUAUCCAGCUUGGAAAUGGUUCGAAAAGCAAGAUGGGAUUCGAUCUCUGCAGAAGAACAAAACAGAUCCCGCUCCCGAGUUUUACAACAUAUAUCUGGAGAGACCAAAGGGUGAUCGUGAUGGUUAUGAUUUAGUUGUUGUUGAUGCCAUGCAUAAAGCAAACUAUGCAAGCCGAAUCUGCCAUUCAUGUCGCCCCAAUUGUGAAGCGAAAGUAACUGCUGUAGAUGGUCAGUAUCAGAUUGGAGUUUACACAGUUCGUCCAAUUGGAUAUGGGGAGGAGGUCACUUUUGAUUAUAAUUCUGUAACAGAGAGCAAGGAAGAGCAUGAAGCCUCUGUUUGUCUUUGUGGGAGCCAAGUUUGUCGCGGAAGCUAUCUGAAUCUGACUGGUGAUGGGGCAUUUCAGAAGGUUAUGAAAGAACGCCAUGGAGUGCUUGACAGACAUCAGUUGAUGCUAGUGGCUUGUGAGUUGAAUUCUGUUUCUGAAGAGGAUUAUAUCGAUUUGGGAAGAGCGGGUCUGGGCAACUGCUUGCUUGCUGGUUUGCCUGACUGGCUGGUAGCAUAUUCAGCUCGUCUGGUGAGAUUUAUUAAUCUCGAAAGAGCGAAACUCCCAAAGCAGAUUUAUAAGCAUAACGUGGAAGAGAAGAGGAAAUUCUUUCCAGAUAUCGAAAUUGACAAAGAGCUCGAGAAAAGUGAUGCCGAGGUUCAGGCUGAGGGUGUAUAUAAUCAAAGGCUUCAGAAUUUGGCUCUAACUAUUGACAAGGUGAGAUACGUAAUGAGAUGUGUGUUUGGUGAUGCGAAGAAAGCUCCACCCCCGCUUCAAAAACUAACUCCAGAGGAAAUAAUAUAUGCCCUCUGGAAAGGGGAGGGAUCAUUUGUUGAGGAAUUACUUCAGUGCAUGGGUCCUCAUGUGGAAGAGAAUUUGUUAAAUGAUUUAAUGUCCAAGAUUCAAGCCCACGAUCCAUCAGGUUCUGAUGAUCUCCUGGGAGAACUUCAGAAGUCUCUGUUAUGGCUGAGGGAUGAGGUUCGAAAACUUCCGUGCACGUACAAGUGCAGGCAUGAUGCAGCUGCUGAUCUAAUCCAUAUAUAUGCUUAUACAAAAUGCUUCUUUAGAGUCCGAGAGUACAAGAGUGUAACUUCUCCUCCUGUCUACAUUAGUCCUCUAGACUUGGGGCCCAAGUACUCCGGUAUGUUGGGUUCUGGUCCCAAAGAGUAUUGUAAAAGGUAUGGUGAAAACUAUUGUUUGGGGCAGCUUCUUAAUUGGCACAGCCAGAAUGAUGCCACUCCUGAUGCCUUUCUAAUCAAGGCAAGAAGGGGUUGCUUGUCCUUGCCCAGCAUUUCGUCAUUUUAUGCGAAGGCUCAGAAGCCUUCAAAGCAACGGAUUUACGGUCCUAGACCUGUCAGAUUCAUGUUAUCUAGAAUGGAGAGGCAGCCCCAAAGAGCAUGGCCAAACGAUAUGAUAUGGUCUUUUGACAGCAACUCACAAGUGUUUGGAAGCCCGAUGCUUGAUUCAAUCAUUAAUAAGAGUUUGUUGGACAGGGAAAUGCUGCAAUGGUUACGAAAUAGGCCUUCCAUAUUCAGUGCCAUGUGGGAUCGGUAGCAGACCUUUUCUGUCCUUUAACCCCGGAUUCUUAGGCAGUAUACUGGGCAUUAUUAAUUAUCCACCACUACCACCAUUUGUUUCGGAAAUGAUUAUUCUGCUGAUUUUUUGUUUCACAGCUACCCCUUCUCAAAAUAUGGGCUGGGAAGCUGGUAAUCAUUUCUGAACAUUUCCUUGUAGAAGUAGCUGUUCAUCAAUUCUUCUGUACAGUUUUUUCUUUAGUUUCUCAUCAUCCUUGUGUAAUUUGUAUUCAUAUCGCAUAAAGUAAAGCAUUUGUAAUUUUCCUGCAAUAUCAAGAAAAAAAAAGCUUCUGGUUUUUUCCCCC